AUGUUUAGAACAAUCAGUAAAUUUCGUCGUGCUACAUUUGUAAGCCUAGGAACGGUUACUACUGUUGGUCUAUCCUAUUACAUUUAUACGGAUCACUCCAAAAAACUUCGCUAUAAUUCUCAAUUUAUGAUGCCUCAAACAUAUGCUGAUGCAAAAAUUUCGCCCAUAACUCGAAAUAAUCCUCCGUUACAAGUUUUACCAUCACGUGCUGAAAUGAUAAAUAUUCUUAAACGUUCGGAUAAAAGCAAAGAUGAAGAAUUUGAUCUAUUAAUAAUUGGAGGUGGUGCAACAGGAACGGGUGCAGCUUUAGAUGCUGUAACAAGAGGAUUAAAAGUCGCGUUGGUUGAGCGUGACGAUUUCGCUUCAGGGACUUCUUCUCGGUCCACAAAACUUAUUCAUGGUGGUGUAAGAUAUCUUGAGAAAGCCAUUUAUCAAUUAGAUUAUGGACAAUAUAAAUUGGUUCGUGAAGCGUUACAUGAACGAGCUACGUUUUUAAAUAUUGCUCCAUAUUUAAGUCAUCAGUUGCCUAUAAUGUUACCUCUUUAUAGGUGGUGGGAAGUCCCAUAUUAUUGGGUUGGUCUGAAUGUAUACAAUUUCCUUGCCGGAAAAGAAGCUAUGGGAAAUUCUUAUUAUGUUAGUCGUGAAAAUGUACUUAAAGAAUUCCCCUGGUUAAAAAAAGAUAACCUUGUCGGUGCUAUUCAUAAUGACGCACGAAUGAAUGUUGCACUUGCUUUGACAGCAAUUUCUCAUGGUGCAACCGUAGCUAAUCAUGUAGAAGUAACUCAUUUAUUGAAAAACGAAAAUGGAAAAAUAAUUGGUGCUAGAGUUCGCGAUAAUUUAAAUGGUAAUGAAUGGGACAUUAAAUCAAAGGGUGUAAUAAAUGCUACUGGUGUAUUUGCAGAUAAUAUUAUUUCUUUGGACAAAAAAAAAGAAAAUAUGAUUAUACCAGCUUCUGGUGUUCAUAUCAUACUACCAAAUUAUUACAGUCUAGGUGGAAAAAUGGGAAUGUUAGAUAAAGCAACUUCAGAUGGUAGAGUUUUGUUUGUGCUUCCUUGGGAAGGGAAUACUCUUGUUGGUACUACUGAUUCUCCUUCGGAAGUAACAUUUAAUCCUAUACCUAAAGAAGAAGAAAUUAUGUGGGUUUUGAAUGAGUUUAAUAAAUUUUUGACUCCUGAAACAAAAGUUAGACGAAAUGAUGUUCUAGCUGCUUGGGCUGGAAUCCGCCCACUUGUCAUGGAUCCUGAAGCAAAAAAUACUUCAGCUUUGGUGCGAAGUCAUAUGAUCCAUGUUAAUGAUUCAGAUUUGAUUACUAUUACUGGUGGAAAAUGGACUACUUAUCGAAAUAUGGCUAAAGAAACUAUUGAUAAGGCUGUUGAAGUUUUUGAUUUGAAGCCGUUAAAUGAAUGUCAAACUGAAAAUAAGAAACUUAUAGGAUCUCAUGGAUAUUCCGAGACUAUGUUUAUUGAAUUGAUUCAACAAUUUGGACUGAAUACUGAAAUAGCACAACAUUUAGCUCAUGAUUAUGGUGAUAGAGCAUGGGACAUUGUAAAAUUGAUACACCAAGCAGGUAGUAAACAAUGGCCUGUUCCCAUACAAAGGAUAAAUUCGCAUUACCCAUAUAUCGAUGCUGAAAUUCGAUAUGCCAUACGACAAGAGUUUGCAUGUACUUUAGUAGAUGUGAUAGCAAGACGAACUCGUCUCGCAUUCUUAAAUCCACAAGCAACAUUGGAAUCUUUACCACAUAUAAUUGAAAUUAUGAAAGAUAAAUUGUAUCUUGCAAAUGCUAGCAAAUCACAGGUUAAAAAAUGA
Molecule: messenger RNA, 1809 nt
Organism: Cetraspora pellucida
Lineage: Eukaryota; Fungi; Glomeromycota; Glomeromycetes; Diversisporales; Gigasporaceae
Source: the annotation of a GenBank genome assembly